Aplosporella prunicola CBS 121167 is the source of this 825-nucleotide messenger RNA. RefSeq lists its product as uncharacterized. The record is from RefSeq and is a predicted model, not a curated record. NCBI's taxonomy places the organism in Eukaryota, Fungi, Ascomycota, Dothideomycetes, Botryosphaeriales, Aplosporellaceae. The coding region runs from base 91 to 537 and encodes 148 amino acids. The transcript has a single exon.
CUGGCCAGAUGGCUUGAAGGACCUGACCCUCACAAGCCUGCCCUAAAGCUUUGCUUGGCGCCGCGUCUUCUAUAAGUGCGGUACCUUGCUAUGGCUGUUUGGCAUCUAAUGGAACACCUUGACGAUCGUCCGUCGAACGUCAUGGUUCCUGCCCAUUCGAGUAUCCGAGGUUUUUCCUUUGCGAAUGACCCCUAUAAAGAGUUCGAAUUACAGUCACGCCAAGCCAGGGGCAGCUUCACCGCCAGCGUGGCCGCAUCGACAAUCCCCAUUCCCCGCAACAAGACCACUCCGCCGCCUCAGUCGUCCGGUCCACGCCCAGUUGCGCGAGGUCCAGCGGCCACGAGACGGCGUAAGCGUCAAGACACCCCCCAUCAGCAAUACCCGUCGCACCCUCAAUCACCCCUAUACACAGCAUUAGAUCACCCGAGAUCCUUCGCUGCAUGUUACAACGCGCCAUCACGACCCACAACACCUUACACCCGCACGCCGUCACCCGAAAGAAAGUCAUGUAUGCCCCGAAAUCAUGUAACGGAGUGAAACCUGGCUCCAAAAGGUAGAGAGUUAGGAUCACGUCCGAUUCUCCCCGGUUCUUCAUUUUUCGAGACCCUUCAAAAUUUAAAGAUUCCCACCGUUAUCUGUUCGCCUUUCUGCUCACUGUACCUUUUCCGUAGCCCUUUUCUCUGCCCCGGCCUAUCCCCUUUUUUUGUAGCUUGCUUCCUUGCCGGCAAACGACAGAGUUUAUGGGAUUUUGACCCGCUUGCGCGUCGGUGCCUCAGCUUUCUCGUCUAGAGCCUAACUUUUAGACGGGAAUUGUUGCAGAAUGGA